GGAAAAGAGGGAGCGCCCUCUCUCUCUCUCUCUCUCUCUCUCGCCCCGACCGUCCCUCGUCCCAUUGCGUAUCCCAACCCCUCUCCCUCCUUCCUCUCUCUCGCGCCGUGAUUCCAAGAAUUCUAGGGUUUGGGUUUGGGAGAUGGGGCAGCAGACGCUGAUCUACAGCUUCGUGGCCCGGGGGACGGUGAUCCUGGCGGAGUACACGGAAUUCACCGGCAACUUCACCAGCAUCGCCUCCCAAUGCCUCCAGAAGCUCCCCUCCAGCAACAACAAGUUCACCUACAACUGCGACAGCCACACCUUCAACUACCUCGUCGAGGACGGAUUCACAUACUGUGUGGUUGCGGUUGAGUCAGCUGGCAGGCAAAUUCCCAUUGCCUUUUUGGAGAGGGUUAAGGAAGACUUUAAGAAAAGAUAUGGUGGGGGAAAAGCUGCAACUGCUUCAGCUAACAGCCUCAACCGUGAAUUUGGGCCUAAAUUAAAAGAGCACAUGCAGUAUUGUGUGGAUCAUCCUGAGGAGAUCAGCAAGCUGUCCAAAGUGAAAGCUCAGGUUUCAGAAGUUAAAGGAGUUAUGAUGGAAAACAUUGAGAAGGUUCUAGAACGUGGGGAAAAAAUUGAACUCCUUGUUGACAAGACAGAGAAUCUUCGCUCACAGGCUCAAGAUUUCAGGCAACAAGACAAAGAUGAGGAGGAAGAUGUGGUUGCAGAAUAUGAAGAUAAAACUUAUUGUCUUGGGCAUUAUCAUUGCACUAAUCCUCAUCAUAAUAUUGUCAGUUUGUCAUGGCUUCAAAUGCACAUGAGACCAUACACACCUCCAUUCCCCUUCUGACGGAGAGUAUAGUAUCUUAUACUACCAUUCCUGUGUGCGUUGGUGCUUUUGUGAUAGACUAGCGUUGUGUUCUCGCAUAUGAACCCUAUCCUAUGUCAUAGUUUGUCUGGAAUUGAGAUGGGAAUGCUUAUGUAUUUCAGAUGUUGUGCAUGUAUAGACCAUAUGACAGUAGUAUUUCUUAUGAUAGAAGUACAGGAGGGUCUUGUUCUAUUUGGUUUGGUCAU
Molecule: messenger RNA, 1056 nt
Organism: Elaeis guineensis (African oil palm)
Lineage: Eukaryota; Viridiplantae; Streptophyta; Magnoliopsida; Arecales; Arecaceae
Source: RefSeq, a predicted model, not a curated record